Molecule: messenger RNA, 4438 nt
Organism: Triplophysa rosa
Lineage: Eukaryota; Metazoa; Chordata; Actinopteri; Cypriniformes; Nemacheilidae
Product: tumor necrosis factor receptor superfamily member 11B-like
Exons: 5
Coding region: 332-1591 (419 amino acids)
Biological process (GO): signal transduction
Molecular function (GO): protein binding
Source: RefSeq, a predicted model, not a curated record
AUCAAUCAUCAACAGUAUGUGAUGAAAGUUAUUUAACAGCAUUUAUUAAUAAUAUUAAAUUAACCUUGCAGUUAGGAAAUGACAUGCCACUAAUAUAAAUAUCUUGAAAUAUCCACGUCAUUGUUUGAUUCAUGAAGGAAUCCCGUCACCACAUUUCCCGAAUAAUCUAAAAAUACAACCUUAUUUCAUCCGUAUUUCAUCGAAAGAACACUUGCCGCAGGUAAUGAUUUUUUUCCCUCAGACAACCAGAGGAUGGAAGGCAUUGCCAUAAAGUGGGUGGGCACAUUCUGACUUUAUCCCUAAAACUAUAAGUGUGGAAACGAUCUUGUCCAUGCGGACUUUCGCGAGACUUAUGCGUGUGCUGAAUAUGCCUCCACCGACAGCAAUGAAAUUACAGAUGCUCUUUGCCGUGUCUUUUGCCUGGGCCUACCAUGAAAUACCCAAAUACCAGCACCAGGACCCUCUGACCUCUGAGAUUCUGCUUUGUGAUCAAUGCCCACCCGGCACGGCCGUGGAGCGCCACUGCACCGCAAUGGAGCCCACCGUCUGCGUCCCCUGCCCCGAGAAACGGUUUGCGGAACAGUGGCACUGGGGAGACAGCUGUCAACACUGCACAUCUGUCUGCAAGGAAAGACAAAUCGUGAGAAGAGAGUGUAAUAGCACUCACAACCGGGUCUGUGAGUGUAAACCCGGGUACCACCUGGUGGUGGAGUUUUGUGUCCGACACACUGCCUGUCGGCCUGGAUUUGGGGUCGCCGUGCAGGGCACCCCAGACGGAGACACUGUGUGUGAGAGGUGCCCACCAGGUUAUUUCUCCAGCACAUCCUCAUCUACAGAACCCUGCGUGCCACACAGGGACUGCAGUCAACUGGGACUGAAAACCUUCAGAUCAGGAACGGCCACUCAGGACACUCUGUGUGAGACGGACAGUAAAGAGUUUGACUGCUCACAUCAACACAUAGAGUGUAACACAGACAUCACACUGUGUGAAGAGGCCAUAUUUCAGUUUGUUGCGUCACCUCCGCUGGCCUCCAUUUCAGUGGAGCGUCUGUCCGAGAGUCUUCCAGGACGUAAGGUGGACUGGAAGAACGUUGAGAGGCUGAAGAAAAGCUGUAGUCCUCAGCAGCAGACACUGCACCUGCUCCGCCUCUGGAGAGAACAAAAUAAGGACCAGGACAAGCUCAAUAGCAUCAUUCAAGGUGUGAACCACUGCGAGAGGAAAGUAUCUCGCUGUGCCAGCAUCAAAAACCUCACUCUGGAAGACCUGUUGAUGUUGAUGGAUAGUUUAGCUGGAGAAAAAGUGAGCGAGGAGGACGUACGGGCCGUGGUCCGUUCCUGUCCCUCUCAACGCUACAUCCUACAGCUCCUCCACUUGUGGAAGGUUCAGAACAGAGGUCAGGACCUGGCCAAGGCUCUAGCUCAGAGCCUGCGCAAACUCCGCUCGAAAGGCGCCCGUCGACCACUCCUCAAAACUCUGAAGAGGAUGAGUCGCAUCAUCAGCGCGUCAUCCAUGCACCGCAUGUAUGAGAAGAUGAUCGUGAGCAUGAUCCAGGAUGGUACGUGCUUCAAAACCAAACCCUACAAUGACUAAUGAUGCCAUAUUGAAAGACGACUGAAAGAGGAGUUAUUUAAAUGGGAAAAGUUGUAUAUAAUUUCCAUUAUGGGCUGAGAGGGGAGAGUUGGGGUGACUGGUUUUGUUGUAAAGAUGCUCGUUUCGUUUUUGUAUUGGACUGAAACACUAAGAGUCAGAGACAAGUCCUGGGAUGUCAGAUGAAAAUCUCUAUUAAUGCAGGACUUGGCUUGACUUGUCUUUUCUUUGAAGCGGAAUCUAUGCUCCAUUGAAGCUGUAAAUAAAGGAUGUUGGUUCUGAAUGUAUAAUACAAUGAAGAGCAUUUAUGUUUUAUUUAACUGUAAUUAUAUAUUGUCAGGGGUGGUUUUAAUCAAAAUUUGAAAAUGAAAAAACAUUAUUUAUCAAUUUGUCAAGAAACUGGACUCUAGAACUGCAGUAAAUCAUUUGUCUUUAUUUUAAAUAUAUUUGUGACUGUUUAAAUCUAUAUUGAUUUGUACUACGCUACAACAUAUUUACAGAUAUAUUUUAAGAAAAAGACAUCUUUUCACACGUGCCAUUGUAAUUGAAGCAUGACACGGUCAGGAUGUAAUGAAGUCUCACAUAUGGAUUUAUUUUAAAGGCUGUUGUUUAGACGUUGCAGGGCUGGAUUAUGGACUGUGUCAGUUCUUCAAACUGCCUGACCCUUAUCGUACAGUAAGACCUGAUCACUAGACUAUUUUAGUCAACUAGUUUUAGCCUACAAAAAUAAUAAAACUGCCAAAACUAGGAUAUAGGUUAAGUGGCCCCCGUCCAUGAUCCAUCCCUGAGAACUUACACAUUAUAUUUUUUUUAUUUAAAUAAAUUUUGUGCUGAAUCCUGGGGCCUCAUUUAUAGAAUGUUGCGUAGAAACCGUCCUAAAUUUAUUAAAUUACGUCUGCUCAGACCCUGACAUGGCGCUAUGCACUUUUCCACGUCAAAGACCUUUUUUUAUAAAUAUGAACGUUGCCGUGGAUUUUUGUUUUAUAAAGGAGGCCCCUGUAGUCAAGCAAGUUAGUAUUGUAAUCUUGAAGCUCUUUAACACCCCAAGAUGUACUUAUCGUUUGAUACUCCUGUUUCUUCCUCUAAUACAUGUAUGAUAUUUAUACAUAUCUUUGUGCUGCCAGUGUAAAUUUGCUGAUUUGUUUUUUUAAUGAAACUUUUGUAUUAAUCACUAAAUCCUGUUGGUUAGACGUAUUAUUUGUCUGGUUAUGAUCACACGGCAUUCAUGCAGCAUGAGUAGACAUACACGAGAGUGUGACAGCUUCACCAAAUAUGGCUGGAAAUGUGAUGACUAAAGAUAAAAGCGAUUCCUUGAGCAUUUGUACUAUGUAAACACCCCAUGCAUUACUGGAGGUAAUUAUUUAGCAGAAUAAGAGUGGCAUGACGUACAGGAGGAAAUAACGUGACGACAGAAGACAGCUUGUUUCUGUUUGACAGGUUUUGGUGUUUACACUUAUGUCAUCUGUUGCUCUUUGUAAAGCAAAGAUGUAAUGGGAAAUGUGUAGGGGUAGGUGGGGAUCCCAAAGUUUCCUUGUUUGGUUGACUGAUGAGUGUGUUUUAGAAAUUAUGAAAAUACAUCAAAUAUUUUAAGAUUAUCUUGGGAUCUCAAUAAUAAUAAUAAUAAAUAGAAACCAUUAUUAUUAAUAUAGAGUUUUUACUUUCAGUUUUUAUUUAGUUUUUUAGUGUUUUAGUUUCAGUUUCAGUUUGUCAGUUACAUUUAAUUUCUAUUUUGGUUUUCCAUUUCUUUAAGGCUGCCAAGUGACAAUAAUAGUUCAUUCAAACACUAAGAAAAAAAAGUAAAAAAUGUACCCUUAGGGGUUUCUCUUUGUACCUCUAUAGGUACAAAACAUAAAAUGUUGUAUCUUGUGGACCUAUUAUGUACCUUUAAUAGUACGGUUAAAUGUUUUGUACCCCAGGAAAACAUUUUUACCUUUUGUUUCUCUUACAGUGAAUAGGCCUAAUAAAAAUCAUCUUGAUAUUUCCAAAUAUCACAUAUAUCCAUCAACAAAGUAAUCAAAAUGACUCCAGUGGGUUAAUAAAUGUCAUCUAAAGCAAAACCAUAUUUUUUACAGAAAUGCCAUGUGAAUUUCACAUGUUUUUCAUGUGAUCUCAUGUGAAAUGUGGUUUUGGAACACGCUCAUGUGAAACCUGUCUAAAUUUCCAUAGAUAUCAUGUCCCUAAAGGGCUGGAUCUUUCCAUGACCAAACUUAUUACAACAAUUCAGUCAGACAUUUCAAGAGAUGAUGGCUGAAUGCUUAUUGUGGAUGUUUUAGUAAAUGAUGACUACUUCAGAGAAGUUGAGCUCUCUCACAUUACGAUUACCAUUAGUUCCAGUUUCAGUAACAUUUACAACUGGGAAGUUAAAUGACCUUUAAUUUAUCAACAUAGGGUUGGGUACAUGUAUUUCUGUUUAUCUUACAUGAUAACAUCUUUACGCCAUAGUCAAUUUAUAGUGGAGUAUGAGAAACUGAAUUUUUUGUAUUAAAACAGCGUUGUGUCAAAAUGUCAUUAACCCAAAAGAGCAUAGACACAUUUGUCCCUAAAAGAAAAAAAUGAGAGCUGUCAAACCAUUAAUCACGAUUAAUCGCAUCAAGAAUAAAUGUUUGUGUUUACAUCAUAUAUGUCUGUGUACUGUGCAUAUUAAUUUUGUAUUUAUAAACACAUACUGUACAUGUAUACACAUUUAGGAAAUAUUUACAUUGUAUUUGUUUAUAUUGAUCAAUAAUUUAAAUGAUAAAUAAAUGUUUAUUAUAUUUUCUGAAAUAGAUGCAGGUAUGUGUAUGUUUUAAAAUUCAAAAUUAAUAUGAUCAGUACACAUAUAUGUAAACACAAACUUUUAUUAUGGAUGUG